AUGGGUGCAACCAGUCACUUCGUCGUGAAGAAGAAUGAUCAUCCGGGUUCCUCCCGCCGAGACAUCGAAAACGAGCCAAAUUGGGGCUCAGGGCACAACCACCGAGUCGGCUUCAAGAACAAGGACAACAGAGUGCCCGGGUAUGUGGAAGAGGCGAGAGGCAAGUUGACUGCGUAUCACACGAGGGUGAACCAGGGCGACCUCGUCAACUUCGAGGACAUCAUCACAUCUCAGGAGAACCUAAGUCUUCUUCAUCCCGAGAACAGAUCCGUCGGAUGGCGAUACGUGCUCAACGUCACUGAAGACUGGGUGAAGUAUGGUCAGAAAUGGCCAGCCAACAUCGAAGCCGAGAAGAAGAAGCUGGAGGAGAAGGAGGAGAAGGAGAAGGAGCAGAAGGAGAGCAAUGGGGACAAGUCGCAACAAAACGGCCACACAGAGGAGCCCGUCGAGAAUGGUGACCAGAGUGAAAAUGGUGGCGAUGAGGAGCAUGAAAAAGAGGAUGAGAAGCCCGAGGACAAGUACGCCCCGCAUGAGCUUGCCCUGCUCCGGGGUCUAAAGCACGAAAGCGACUACAUGAAAACUCUGGAAAUCAACGAUGGCAAGCGGGAAUCACCCCAGAAGGACCACCGCCAGCAGAUCGCCAUCGACGAGGCGGACCAGUUCACACCGGACAACUGGCUUCCACGCAGCCCGGAACUCAUCCGCCUGACGGGGAAACACCCGCUCAACGCCGAGCCCGAACUCACCAAGCUCUUCGACGCUGGCCUCGUUACACCAAACGAGCUUCACUACGUCAGGAACCACGGCCCAGUUCCUCGCCUCCUUUGGGAAUUCCACACCAUCGACAUUCAAGACGGCAAGUUCUCGGUAUCAAUGGACCAGCUCAAGAACGAUUUCGACUCUGUCAAUAUUCCAGUCUUCUUGGCCUGCGAUGGCAACCGCCGCAAAGAACUCAACCUCAUCCGAAAGUCUAAGGGCUUCAACUGGGGCCCGGGUGGCGGUAGCUGUGCUUACUGGAAAGGACCUCUCCUCCGAGACGUACUGUUCGCCGCCGGGAUUCUGGACGAGCUGAGCGAAGAGAAACGCUACUGGGUCAACUUCGAAGGCGCGGACGAGCUGAGCGAGGGCAAGUAUGCGACCAGCCUGCCCUUCGACUACGCCAUGGACCCGAUGAACGAUGUCCUGCUCGCCUACGAGAUGAACGACGUGCCCCUACCGCCUGACCACGGAUAUCCCGUACGCCUCAUCAUCCCGGGAUACGUCGGUGGCCGCAAUGUCAAGUGGUUGAAACGCAUCUGGAUCAGCGAGAAGGAGAACGACUCACAUUAUCACAUCUGGGAUAACCGCGUGCUGCCGUCUUUCAUCACGGACAUGGAGAGCGAGUUCGCCGAGACCAUGUUCCGCCACCCCAGCACAGCAUGCAACGAGCAAAACCUCAACUCGGUCAUUGCACGGCCGGAGCAGGGAGAGAAGAUCAGCCUCGCGGACGCGCACCGUGGAAAGGAAUAUCGCAUUCGAGGUUUCGCGUACGAUGGCGGCGGGCACGAGGUGCAGAAGGUCGAGGUGUCGCUCGACGGCGGAGAAACGUGGCUGUACUGCAUCCGCGAGUUCCCCGACGCGCCGAUCAGGCACGGGAAGAAGUUCUGGACGUGGCUGCACUGGCACGUCGACGUUCCCCUUUCGCAUCUCAUCCAAGCGCGCGACAUCCAAGUCCGGUGCUUCAACGUCUUCAAGAACACGCAGCCCGAGAAACCAGCGUGGAAUCUCAUGGGAAUGAUGAACAACUGCUGGUACACGGUCAAGUCCGAGAUCGUCGAGGACGAAGACCCGAAGUCGGAUGCUACGUACGUGCUCUUCCGGCACCCCGUCGAACCUGGGACGGGUGACGGCGGAUGGAUGAAGCCGAGCGUGGUGAGCCAGGUCGAGGCGGCGAAGCGGGACGCGGGGACCCCACAGAAGCAGUUCACGAGAGAAGAGAUUGAGAAGCAUGACAAGGAGGAUGACUGCUGGAUUGUUGUGGACGGUAAGGUAUAUGACGCGACAUCGGUUAUGGCGUGGCAUCCUGGUGGUAAAGCGCCGAUUAUGGCACACGCGGGUCGUGUUCAUCAGGAAUCGACAGAGGAAUUUGAGAGUAUUCAUGACGAGUUUGCUUACGAGAAGCUCAACGAAUGCCUCCUCGGUGUGGUCACAGACAAGGCCAAGAACUUCAUCAAGGAGAACGCCGAGAAGGCAGCCCUUGAAAAGGCCAAAGACAACAAAAAUCAGAAGAGAGCGUUGCAAAAGCACAAAUGGAUCCCGACCAAGCUGCUCGACAGGAAACCACUCUCUUCUGACACCUUCUCCUACACCUUCCAGCUCCCAGACGACCAAGCUGUUUUAGGGUUGGGCACAUGUCAACACGUCCUCAUCGGCUUCCACUUGAAAGACAAGAUGCUUGUGCGCUCUUAUACGCCGACGAGACCCAUCCUCCCAGCACCGAAGGACGCUCCCACCGAGAUCCCGCAUGAGAAUGGCAAGACGAACGGAUUCAAGCAUGGCCCCGAAGACGGCGACGGUACUUUCGAGCUGGUCGUCAAAACGUAUUUCCCUACUCACGACCAGCCCGGCGGCGCCAUGUCUAAUAUCCUGCACUGCAUGCCCAUCGGAGGCGAAGUCGAGAUUCGCGGGCCGACAGGAGAAAUCACCUACGAAGGCAACGGAAAAUUCAUCAUCGACGGGGAGGAGCGCGUGUAUAAGCGCAUCUCUCUCGUUCUCGGCGGCUCCGGAGUUACCCCUGGCUACUCGCUCAUAGCAAGGAUCGUUGAGAGUGGCAACGACAAGACCGAGGUCCGGGUAGUGGACGCAAAUAAGUCGGAGAAGGAUAUCCUCCUGCGAAGAGAGCUUGAAGGUUUUGCGAAGAAGAGUGGUGGGAAGUUCAAGAUCGAGCAUGUUCUCAGCCACCCGAGUGACGAUUGGAGAGGCUUGAGCGGUCACGUUGAUGAGAGCAUUUUGAAGGAGUCUCUCUUCCCGCCUUCGGAAGACAGCGCGGUUUUCCUGUGUGGUCCGCCGACGAUGAUUCAGAAGGCUGUCUUGCCGGCGCUGAAAGAUUGGGGCUAUGAGGAGGAUAAAAAUGUCUUCGGUUUCUGA
This is a messenger RNA of Colletotrichum karsti, 3126 nucleotides long. RefSeq names its product nitrate reductase. Lineage: Eukaryota; Fungi; Ascomycota; Sordariomycetes; Glomerellales; Glomerellaceae. The record is from RefSeq and is a predicted model, not a curated record. Bases 1 to 3126 code for a protein of 1041 amino acids. Gene Ontology annotation, molecular function: oxidoreductase activity; molybdenum ion binding. The transcript is spliced from 3 exons.